Messenger RNA from Antrostomus carolinensis (chuck-will's-widow), 435 nucleotides. It is a transcript of the gene PHF24, whose product is annotated as PHD finger protein 24. The record is from RefSeq and is a predicted model, not a curated record. Gene Ontology annotation, molecular function: transcription corepressor activity. Gene Ontology annotation, cellular component: cytoplasm; nucleus. NCBI's taxonomy places the organism in Eukaryota, Metazoa, Chordata, Aves, Caprimulgiformes, Caprimulgidae. The transcript is spliced from 4 exons. The annotation marks the transcript as partial.
CCGGGUGUACCACGACGGCUGCCUGCGCCGCAUGGGCUACCUGCAGAACGACAGUGCUGUGGAGGUGACAGAGACAGCACACACCGAGACGGGAUGGAGCUGCUACUACUGCGACAAUCUCAAUCUCCUGCUGACAGAGGAAGAGAUGUACAGCCUGAUGGAGACCCUGCGGCACUGCAAGAUCAUUCCAGAGACCUGCCUGACCCUGGACGACUUCCUGCACUACAAGCACCUAGUGCACAAGCAGCAGUUCGAGCGGCCCAUGGCUGAGGCGCAGGAGGAGCAGGCAGCCCUGCAGUUCUCAGCCCUGGACCCUGACAAGAAGCUGGCGCUGGACCAGGACAGCGAUGGCUUCAUCGGGGAGAGCGAGUGCCGCCGGGCCCGGCACACCUGGUUCCGCAAGCACCAGAAGGAGACGCCAUCCUGCAACGUCAG